AUGGAGGACGAAAAGAAGCCUGAGGUGCUCUCGACUCCCAGCAUGGGCUCUGUGGCCGCUGAAGCCGCAAUGAUUACGAAAUAUCCCUUGAAGCAGUAUUGGAAAUGUCUCGCAGCGUGUACCCUUAUGUCGCUCUGCCCGUUUCAGUAUGGCUUUGACUUUGGAUUAAUCGGCGGGCUCCAGGCCAUGGUUGGAUUCCUUAGAAUCUUUGGUUACGAAGAUGCCAAUAUCCUGGGCGGAUGGAAUAUCUCGACGGAGCGGCAGCAGCUCAUCUCGUCGCUCAUGACACUCGGAGCCUUCCUCAGCUCUUCCAUGGCGGGGCCCAUUGCCGGCGUCAUGUCCCGCAAGACGACGGUGUGGAUUGCCAGCGUGGUGUGCAUCGUGUCGAACAUUAUCAUGAUGACGACGACUAACAUUGCAGCCCUGUAUGUGGGCCGCUUGUUGAUUGGCAUCGCCAACGGCAUGUUCAUGACCUUCUCGCAGUUGUACAUCCAGUUCCAACCAACCACUAACCGCGAGAAGGAAUGCUCCCCUGCCCGUUACCGUGGUUUGAUGAUAUCUUCUUUCCAAGUGUGGAUCACCAUCGGCACGCUGGUCGGUACCGUGGUAGAUAACUCGACGGCCAAAAUCGACAGCCCCAAUGCCUACAUGAUCCCGCUUGGGCUGAUUUAUAUUGUCCCUGUUAUUCUCUCCGUCGGUUUACUGUUUAUCCCCGAAUCACCUCGAUGGCUGGCCCAGCACGGUGAGCCGGACAAAGCACGGACGGCGCUGCGUUGGCAUCGCCCGGGGACGGAUAUCGAGAUCGACGAGGAGAUGCGGAAUAUCCAGGCAGCGUUGCAGAGUGACAUGGCACGGGAGAAGACUGUGACCUUCUGGGACAUGUUUCGAAAUCCGGCUGACCAGCGCCGGACGUUGCUAGCUACGGGCGCGCUGGCUUUGCAAGGUUCGUCAGGGGCAAUGUACAUGAUCGCUCCAUAUGCGUGGAUCUCGGGUGGCGAGCUUCCCUCACAGCGCCUUCGCAGCUUUACCUUCGGCUUCGCAACAGCGAUCGGGUUCUUUCUGGCCUGGUUAACAACCUUCACCACGCCGUACUUUAUCAACCCCCAGGCUUUGAACUGGGGUCCAAAAUACGGCUACAUCUGGGCACCUUCUUGUUGGAUUUCUGCGCUCUGGGUAUUCUUUUUUCUUCCCGAGGUCAAGGAUCGGACCUUGGAAGAGAUUGAUGAAAUGGUUCGUUUACCCACCCCUGAGAACCGGGUUUGCACGCAACCCCAGUUAACACAGCCGUCUAGUUCGACGCCCGACUUCACGCAAGACAGUUCCGAAAAUAUGUUUGCCAUGGCCAGGACCGAGAAAAGGGCGCCGGGGCUUUUGGCUUGGACGACAAGGGGGACCCAGACAUCGUGCACAAAGAGCUCGUGA
This is a messenger RNA of Chaetomium globosum CBS 148.51, 1422 nucleotides long. RefSeq lists its product as uncharacterized. Gene Ontology annotation, molecular function: carbohydrate:proton symporter activity. The transcript is spliced from 5 exons. The coding region runs from base 1 to 1422 and encodes 473 amino acids. The record is from RefSeq and is a predicted model, not a curated record. Gene Ontology annotation, cellular component: membrane. Gene Ontology annotation, biological process: transmembrane transport; carbohydrate transport. Lineage: Eukaryota; Fungi; Ascomycota; Sordariomycetes; Sordariales; Chaetomiaceae.